GUGUGGGUAUUUGUGUAAACAGUGCUACAUAUUCACACCUCCUGCCUUCGAGGUGGGGCCAUAAACGAAAUUUGGGAAGGUUCUUCAGUGCAAAGCGACGAUGAAUUCAUGUGAAAAAAGUGCAUCUAUUGUCCUGCACUUGAUAUUUCUAUAAGUGCUAGCAUAUAGGCCUACAAUGUUAGAAAACUUGGCAGUUCUUAAACACAGUAGGACUCGAUAAGAUACCUCGAGGGAAUGCAGGUUAGUGACCUUGCACCAAGUAAGCACAGUAUAGGACGAAAAGGUUCCUUGUCCAGAAGAACAACGAACUGCAAAGCUGUGAAUGAAUUUAAGCUAUAAACAAAACCCUGGAGGAACAUUUAUUAAAUUAUCUAACAGCAUAUGAGUGACUCCACGUGAUAUAAAGCAAUCAGUCGCACAGUUCAGACAACACAGAACAGAAGAAAAACUUUGAAAAGUCAUGACUAAUUGCCUUUACCACAAGGAAGCCAAAGACUGUGCUGACUGAUCCAGAAGAUCUUGUACGCAUUGCGCUGUCCAGAAAUGUAUGAAGUGACAGGUUCCAGUUUCAAGACGUUUCAGUAAAAAGGUUCCACUCGUCUGGACAAUGAAUGACAGUUUCAAUCUGCAACUCACGCACAACUACCAAUCGACCUAGGCCUCGGAGAAAUCACCCCCCUACGAAGGCAAUACUACUGUUCUCCUCGGGAGAAGCUGAAAGCACAAUCCAGAAUUUUUUCCCUAGUUCAGCUGCAAUCAAAGAUGAAGACAGCAGAAGCCAAGCAAACAGGAAGCGAGAUAAAGUCAUCCAGUCACCUACAGCCAGCAAGGAGGAGUCCUUGAGAAACUUCCGCCUCUCGUCACUACAAACAAGGAAAAAGAAGAAGAAAACAAGACGAAAAGACAGAGGACAGCCGAACUUGGUCGUAGGGUGAUGAGUUUGUACGGCCAUUAUGCAGGCAAAGGGACACCAGUUGAAGAGAAACCUGCUGGCAAGGUAGCUGAUGGGGUUUCCCAGUCAGAGAACGAAGGGACCAUGAUUCUCAGAACGCACGGACCUGACAACACACUCACUGACGGACCUAUAUCGGAGGGAACAGCUUUGCCCAAAUGCCCUCUUGGAGUUCAGGAGGACAACGCCAGUGGAGUACAGGGAACGCAUUCUUCGCCAGGAGAACUGGAUGCUAGGUCUCAGGUUAUCAUUCCCAGAUGCCGUAGGGUAAAAAGUCUGGCAAGGAAUUUGCAACAGCGUAUAUACUUUUAUGCCCCUCAUUGCCCUCCUCAAGAAGAAGAAGAGCCUAGUGAAGAAGCUGAAAGUAUAAGUUCUAGUCUGAGCAAAAGUCAAGAACAUGAGAGCUGCUGUGUUACAGAACAGGAAGGAGACUCCUUUCAGCACACUGAAGAUGUCCUAAAUGUUCCUCAGACAGCAGAUGACAAUCUUGACUCUGUCAGCAACGUUACUGAUGGAAAGAUGUCAGUAAGAAAGGAUGAAGAAUCUCUUUUGGCAGCUGAUUUGAAUGAGGAAAGUCCCCAACAUGCGACAUUUGAGGUAAUAGCUGAUAAAAUCCCACUGAACCCUCUGGGAUCACCUGUGCUGACAGAGGCCAAAAACAUCGAUAGUGAAUUAGUUGCGAGUGAGGAAAAGUGUACGCGUAACCAAGUAUGUCUUGAUGCUGCCAUGUCAGUUUCUAUUCCUGAAAAUGUUUCUGGGUCUCUCAGAAGAGUGGAGAAUAAAGGGGACAGAGACGUUCACUCUGAAAAGGACUCAAGUCCAAGAUCAGAAAUCUUUGAGAAGGGGGGAAAUGCUGAAAGCGUCCCAUGCUGGAAAACCACUUCAUCCAAUAAGAUUCUUGCUAAUGAGGAUGCCCCACAAUAUGGUGCAUCAUUAGAAGAAGACAGUGGUCAAAAAGCUGUCAGGAUGUGUGACAGUCGCCUCACAACAGAUGAAGUGCACAUCAGAACUGCACUUUCAUCAGAAGACUACAGCAUUGUCAGGCUUCGAAGGUCACAAGGCAUACAUGACGGCAUGGAACACGACUCCUACAGGAGUGCAAUUUCCCAUUCACUUCCAGGACGAGGUGAAAGAUUGUCGACGAUGACGCCUUCCAAAGGUAGAAGUAAUGACUUGGAAGGUAGUCUCAGAUCACGUAAAGCUCUAAGUACACUCUGUUUCAGUAACACUUCAGGAGUCCUCAGAGACUGCGUUUCUCUUCAUGAUACCUCACCACAGCAACUCAAAACGUUAAACAAGAAGAAGAUAUUUACGAAAAAGACUCGUAAAGUCCCCCCACCAAAGCCACCUAGGUCUAGAACUAGAGCCAAGAUGCUCGCCAACAGUGCUGGGGCAACUAUCUCAAAAACACGUGUCUCUCUUCAGGAUCACAGACUCCAGGAUAACCAAGAGACCCCUCAAAUGGGUAAGGAUCUCCAGCUUUCACAAGACAAAAUUCAACAGAGUCAUAAUCACUGUGAGCAGAAUCAAAACAGGUCAACAGUUCUCCUGAGGGACAUUGAUGAAGAAGGAUUUAUAGCUCAUGAUGAUAAGACCCCUACUGCCAUGGGAUGCCCAGACAGUAGUAGUAGUAGUUAUAGUAAUAUUAUUAGCAAGGAUUCACCUAAGAAAAAGCUACCAAAACUCUCCUCUAAGAGUGCCUUAGAUCCAAAAAAUCUCCUCCUUAUGAGACGCUGCAUAAAAUACAGGAAGUCUGAUGCCUCCCUGUUACGAAAAGAUGAAGAAUCACCAAUCACCCCAAAAAAGCCUCCAAGACCGAGCAUUGCUUUCGCCAAGAGAUGCAAUUUGCAAGAGGACCAGGAUUUAUGCUCCGAGCACCAAGCUCUCCUAGAUCUCUACUGCUCCAAGUGCCGACUGGUCAUAUGCGGGAAAUGCCAGGAGUCAUCCCACAACAGCAAGACGCACAAGGUCCUUUCAACUCCAGAUGCUCUCUCAAUGCUGCGAACGGAAACCGUGGCUCUUCUUAGACACUACUCCCUCCUGAGGUCAAUGCUGACGACCCUGAAGAGAGUCUACAACAGAUACGCAAACUCCAACCAGAAUAUGAAACUUGUCACUGAAGAGGUCUACGUGAGCCUACGCCUGGGCGACGAAACCUACCUGACGAAGGUGGUCGAGGAGGCAGAGGAACUGGCCGAAAACGCCAAGAACCUGAGCAGGAUCAAGGGGAAGGUGAAGGAGUGGGAGACUCACCAACACGACUGGGGGCACGUCGUUUUCUUAGUCAUGAGGUGCAAGUUACUGGGGAACAUCAACGCAGCCAACGACAAGGUCUUUAUAAGACUCAAAGAAUGGGUUCUGCCAACACCUUGGAUACAUCUGAGCCACCUCCUCCAGCCUUACCUGGGCGAUGACAUUAACAGCACAACCCUGACACCAGUCAGAAGAGGAUCGAUCUUGAGGAAGCAAAACAGGUCGAGCGAACUACACGGGAAGAGCAGUGAGAUCGCUCUAGAGUCCAGAGGACAAGACGUCAAAACUUUUCCAUACAAUUCUACGAGUGUGCUUGUACACAGCCUUCUGCCAUAUAUCAUCUUCAACCCUGUUGUCAGAUACUUCAUGCACAUCAACAACAAUAUAAACGCAGACAUAACGUUAGUCGUGGAACCUUCAGAGGAACACGUCCAUCAGUAUCUAAGCCGCCAGCGGUACACAGCGACAUACUCGCCAGGAACCCUACGCAGGAAUGGUUAUGAACCUUCAGACGACGCCCUCACCAUCGUGGAAAAACAGAUGAUGAUGGGCGGCAAGCAACGAUCAAGGUUAAUCGCAUCGUAUAAAUCUUCAGCAGCGACUGGAUCUUCCCCAGCAGAGAAUGUUCUGGUGAAGGUCUGCUUUCCAGACAUCAAAGUGGUGUCUGGGGGCCUGGGCUUAGCUGUGGCCGUUGGUAGCUUGAAAAAAGGGGACAUCAUAGUUGAUUCUGACCCUGCCAGAGGGCCUAAUUUGUCUGUGGUCAUUACGAAUGUAGGCGAGGUUCCUGCUCUGCGUUUUGGUCACGUGGUUCAAGGGCUUGAGAGUUUUAAGUGUCUGGUUGAGAACGAGGAAAAGCGGAGGAAUGAAGGGAUGGGGAUCAGGGCCAAGAUUAGGGCAACUGUGAAGAGAGAGGAGGAAGCCACUUACGAUAUCACAUUUGGUCUCAACAUUUGAAGAUGCAGCAGCAAUCAUUUCGUUCUGGCAAGUUUCAUUGGUGGAAAAAAAAGUCAGAUAAUAGGGAAAAGAUAAUUGUAUUCAAAUGUUUUUAUGCAAAUAUCCAGACCCAUAGAUGGUGAAUCUGUUAAGCUUCAAUGCCAACAUGUCCCAAUAUAGAAAAAAAGAUAGGCCUUUUUUUUUUGUUAUUCAAAUGGUUUUCAUACACAUAUCCAGACCUGUAGAUAGUGGAUCUGUCAAGUUUCCUUGGUGAAAAUGCCACAACAUAGGUAAAAGAGAGGCCUAUUUUGUUAUUCAAAUGUUUUCUGCAAAACAUUUCAGGCCUGUAGAUGGUAAAUACAAAUACAUAAAUACAUCAAUUGGAACAUUUAGAGAAGAUUACAGUAUCAGUAAUUUAUACAAAUCUGUAGCCUAAUUUACCUGAAGUAAAAGAUAAUACGACAGAACUUUACAAAAACUACACAUGUAUAAAAACAGAUAAGUCUUCUAAUAUUGUAACAAAAUGGCUAAAAGUGAGACAGUUGUCUAUCAGGUGAAUUUGAACUAGAUAUAAAAAAAAGUGCUAGAACAUAUCGGCCUACAUGUUGAACAUCUGCAGUUUACCUGAGCUGAGACUCACGAAUUACAUUGAAGAAAAGAGGAAUGACAGGUCAACCAUCAUUUGACAGGCUAGAUUAUGAGAUCAGUCUAAUUUUAAAUUUGAUUACUUAAUGUAUUGCAAUGUUAAAAAGAUUCACUUAAAUUUACAGAGAUACUUCUGGAUCAAAUGUUGCGAGGUGUAAAUUUGGCGGAGGGUAUCCAGGAACAGUUUCCUUAUUUAUGGAGGAACAAAAGCCCUAAUAUAAUUUGCAUUUCUGUCUAUACAUAGAUGUCUUCGAUUGUUCCUGAUAAAUAUUUAAAAUAAAAAUCACUCUUGGUAAA
Molecule: messenger RNA, 5080 nt
Organism: Macrobrachium nipponense
Lineage: Eukaryota; Metazoa; Arthropoda; Malacostraca; Decapoda; Palaemonidae
Exons: 11
Coding region: 935-4159 (1074 amino acids)
Molecular function (GO): zinc ion binding
Source: RefSeq, a predicted model, not a curated record